Molecule: messenger RNA, 4225 nt
Organism: Syngnathoides biaculeatus (alligator pipefish)
Lineage: Eukaryota; Metazoa; Chordata; Actinopteri; Syngnathiformes; Syngnathidae
Gene: ctdp1
Product: CTD (carboxy-terminal domain, RNA polymerase II, polypeptide A) phosphatase, subunit 1
Exons: 13
Coding region: 189-3083 (964 amino acids)
Cellular component (GO): nucleus
Molecular function (GO): RNA polymerase II CTD heptapeptide repeat phosphatase activity
Source: RefSeq, a predicted model, not a curated record
CCACUUCCUGUUUACGGGCGGGAAGAGUGAACGGAGCUGGCCGCCGUAGCUAGCGACUUUAAAUUCCACCAGUGCACUUUUAAUUCAUCAGAGAGCGAGCGCUCGGCAGCCUUUUAAUGAUUCGAACGUUGCGUCUGUAGCGGACACGCUUCAAACGAAACAUUACGAACGGAUUUUUAAUUUUGCCGAUGGAGGGUCCUGCCGCUGAUUCUGGCGGCGGCGACGGUGCGUCAACGGUGGGCCCCGCGGUGCAAGUGUCGGAUAUGUGCUGCACGAUAGGGACUCUCCCCUGCCGCCUCCUGGAGUGGAAAGUCAAACCGGGAUCUCGCGUCAACGUGGACUCCGUAUUAGCGCUCUGCGUCCCCAUACCCGCGGAGAAGGGGGCAGAGACACCCAGGCUGCCCGAGAGGAAGGUGAAGUCGGACCGCGCGGGGGUCGUCAAGGAGCUGUGCUGUCAACCCGGACAAGUCAUAAGCCCUGGGGGCGUCAUUGUCAGAAUAGCAGGAUGCAGCCACCCAAUUGUGAUGAAAGGCUUGUGUGCCGAAUGCGGCCAGGACCUGACACAGCUGCAGAGUACAAAUGGAAACCAGCAAACUCCCAUCUCUACGGCAACUGUCUCCAUGGUGCACAGUGUUCCCGAGUUGAUGGUCAGCUCUGAACAAGCAGAGCAGCUGGGCCGAGAGGACCAGCAACGGCUUCACCGCAACAAAAAGCUGGUCCUGAUGGUGGACCUGGACCAGACGCUAAUCCACACCACCGAUCAACACUGCCAUCAGAUGUCCAAUAAGGGCAUUUUUCACUUCCAGCUGGGACGAGGAGAGCCGAUGCUUCACACGCGACUGCGGCCACAUUGCAAGGAGUUCCUGGAGAAAAUCGCCAAACUGUACGAGUUGCACGUCUUCACGUUCGGGAGCCGCCUUUACGCACACACCAUUGCGGGCUUUCUGGACCCAGAAACCAAGCUGUUCUCCCAUCGCAUCCUGUCCAGAGAUGAAUGCAUCGACCCGUUCUCCAAGACGGGGAAUCUUAGGUAUCUUUUCCCCUGUGGGGACUCGAUGGUGUGCAUCAUCGACGACCGCGAAGACGUGUGGAAGUUCGCGCCAAACCUCGUCACUGUGAAGAAAUACGUCUAUUUCGAGGGCAUCGGGGACAUUAGCGCCCCGCCAGGCUCGCAAGAAGCUUUGAUGGCCAAGAAAGGAAACCUUCCAGGUUGUCCUUCAGACAGCGCAGAAACGUCCGAGACGCUCGGCGGGGAUGAGCAAAACAACGGCCUCAGGAAAAAGCCGGUAAAAGACGGGACGGCGGCAUCAUGCUGUUCUCAGGGCGUCCCGACAAACGAACGGACACAACCCGCCGCGUCUGUGCCGGAUGAGGCGUUGACGGAUAAAUGUUCAGAGGCUGAUGAGGAGGCCGCAGCGAGAAAAACUCCCGGGGUUGAUAAUCAGGAAAAUAGUAAAGAAGAAAGUAUUAUUAGCAGGACAGGCGAUGUACAGGACAGUGCAAACUCUUUAACGCCAAACAAGGAGUCCAAUAAUUUAGACUUUGACCUUUCUAGUGACAGCGACAGUGAUUCCGUGAGAGAAAAGGCGCCGUCAGUGGACGGUGACAGCGACGUAAAGAAGUCAGAGCACGAAGCGGCCUCACAAGACAAUGACAAUGAGACAAAAGACGGGAGUACUAAAGUCCACAAUUCUGAAUCGACAGCACCUUCGGACGUUCUCCUCCCCGAGUUGGGGAACGGCUGCCCGGACAGGAGAGAACCCGAAACAGAGUCGCAGAAUAGCGAACAAUCCGGGGUGACUGUGGGGGAGGAGCUCCUGGACCAGAGCAUGGAGGAUGAGGAAGAAGAGGAAGUGGAUAACGACCGGGACGAUCACCUCAUUUAUCUGGAGGAGGUUCUCGAACGGAUCCACGGCGAAUACUACGCGCGCUACGAGGCUUUCCUGAAAACGGAGGCGCCCGACACGCCGGACAUUCGCAAGAUCGUCCCCGAGCUGAAAAGCAAGACCUUGGACGGCACGACGAUAGUUUUCAGCGGCUUGUACCCGACUAACUACCCAAUAGAGAGGACUCGUGAGUACUACCACGCCAAGGCAUUGGGAGCAAAGAUUGGCAAGAAUUUGAUACUGAACUCGCAAGAACCCAAUGUGACCACACAUCUCAUUGCGGCAAAAUCUGGUACGGAGAAGGUCCGUCAGGCCCUGGGCUGCAAGCACCUCCACGUGGUCAACCCCGACUGGCUGUGGACUUGCCUGGAGCGCUGGGAGAGGGUGGAGGAGCAGCUCUUCCCGCUAAAAGAAGACUACUCCAAGCAGGCGUGGAGCAACAGCCCGGCGGCUUUCCUUGACAAGCAGGGCUCCCGGCAGAAGUCUAUUUUCCGAAACCCGCCCCCGAUCCAGCACAGAGCUCCACCGGCGGCACCUGAGGUUCGAACCUACGACCCUGUCACCGGGAAGCUGAUUCGCAAGGCCCCUCAGGCAGUCCCUUACCUCCAGGCGUCUGAUCAACAAGAGCAGUCGUGUCUCAGGGGAGUGCCAAAUAAUCAGCAAGAUGCGACAGCAGGGCCCAGCCAGGACAACGAGUCGCUCGAGCCGUCGCGCCGGAAGCGUCAGCUGAGCAUGUCCGAAACGAUGCCGUUGUACACGCUUUGCAAGGAGGACCUCGAGAGCAUGGAUAAAGAGGUGGACGACAUCCUCGGAGAGGAGAGCGACAAUGAGAGCGAAGGGCGAGGGAAGGAGAAAGCUAGCCACGAGGAGGCGGAGGACGAGGAGGAACAGCAGCGGAAAGAAGAGCCGCAGAACCAACAAGGAGCUGGACCACUGACGGGAGGGGCGCUGGGUCCUCAAAUGCUAAGAGCGGAGGACCCGGUCCAGUCGACAUCUGGCAAGGCCUGUCUGCUUGCUGAUGUGUCCAGGAAACGAAAGCGCGACGAGGUCGCCAAGGAAGAGGACAAGGACGGCGAGUCCUCCAAAGAGUCCGACGACGAAGAGGACGAGGAGGAGGAGGACGAGGAGGAGGGAAGUUCCUCAGAGGCGGACGAGAUGGCCGCCGCUUUGGAGGCGGAGCUCAAUGACUUUAUGUGAAGUGGGACACACGCACACACACACACACACACACACACACACACCACACACACACACACACACACACGCUGUAAACAAAACAAUGAAUGUCCUGUACAGAAAGUUUUUGUAGCAUUAAUAUUGCUGAUAGUUUUUUUUCUCCCCUUUGCUGGGUACCAAACUAUUUGACAUUGUUUUAUUAUGAAGAAAAAUAAAAUGUAGAAAAAAAAUUUGAUACUUUUUUUUUUUUUUUUUUUUUCUAUUUCGAUUUUUAUAUUGUUGGGGGAAAAAAAGUGGCGAUAUGUUGUGGUCGCUUAUGCCAAAGAAUUCAGUAGGUUUGUAAACGUCGUGCAGCUAAACAUUAUGGAUAUUGAUAUUUUAUUUGUGUCAACACGGCAACACUGGUCAUCCCUUUUAUUUGUACAUAGGAUGAUGAUGAGAUAUGUGAUGUUUGAGCUCUUCUCGUGCACUUUGACCCCAUAUCACGUUCAUGUUGUCGCGACGGCCUUUUCCGACUAUUUUACACCGGAGCCAAUUGUACAUAUGUUGUCAUAGAAACACACAUUUGUUGUCAUCUCAUGCAGCUUGUACAUUUUUUUUUUUUUUUAAUAUGUGCAUUAUAUUACUGGUAUUUUUCACUUGUUUUAUAUAUAUAAAAAGUGCUUUGCCGCCAUCUUGUGGCAUCUCUAGGCAAUUUAUCUUUUCGGGUGGGUGUCCAUUACUUGCAGUUUUUUUUCCUCUUUGCUGGCGUGAAUAUCGGAGGUUUGCCGUGUUUAUUAAGAAAACGUGAACUUGGCCCAAAAUGAAAAUUAUUAUUUUUGUCGGUUCUAACAGGAAGUGGUGCGUCACCUGAGCCACCAUGCGGGUUAAAUUGAAGUUUCAGGGGUGUUUUAGGCCCGCUUUGUAAUUAAUGACCGAUCAUUCUUGUGGAUAUAGAUUAUAAACAUUAUAUUGUGGUCAAGAUGUGUACAUUAAUCUCUAUUUUUUUUUUUUUAUAUUAACCACCUCCCGGCUCCUGGAUCGGUAAAUCUCAACCAUUUCACCUCCAGUAAUCCCACUGGUCCUUUGUAUUUGUGCUUUUUAAUCAUCAUUCUACUUAGAUGUUAGAUUUUCCUACUCGGCGCCGACAGAGAAGAUACUUUUGACGAAAUAAAGAUGUUUGA